Oncorhynchus kisutch (coho salmon) is the source of this 5936-nucleotide messenger RNA. Its product is annotated as shaker-related potassium channel tsha2. The record is from RefSeq and is a predicted model, not a curated record. Gene Ontology annotation, biological process: protein homooligomerization; action potential; potassium ion transmembrane transport. Lineage: Eukaryota; Metazoa; Chordata; Actinopteri; Salmoniformes; Salmonidae. Gene Ontology annotation, cellular component: membrane; voltage-gated potassium channel complex. Gene Ontology annotation, molecular function: delayed rectifier potassium channel activity; protein binding.
AAAAACGCACGAGUAAGGGAGGGGAUUACGACACAGACACUAGCGGGGUCUUUGGAGACAGAAGCUGUUGCCCUUUGGGGGAGAAACAUGACAGUAGUGCCCAGGGAGAACCACGAUGAGACUGUGGCACUAACAGCCCUGUCCCAAGAUGUGUUGGACCCGGUGGAUCAGCGGACGGACCAGGAGUGCUGUGAGCGCGUGGUCAUUAACAUCUCCGGGCUGCUCUUUGAAACCCAGCUGAAAACGCUUGCUCAGUUCCCCACCACUUUACUGGGGGAUCCGAGGAAGAGAAUGCGCUUCUUCGACCCUCUGAGGAACGAGUACUUCUUCGACAGGAACCGACCCAGCUUCGACGCCAUCCUCUACUUUUACCAGUCUGGCGGCCGCCUCAGGAGACCCGUCAACGUACCCCUGGACAUAUUUAUGGAGGAGAUCAAAUUUUCAAUGGGAGAAGAUGUGAUCGAGAAUUUUAAGGAGGAUGAGGGAUUUAUAAAAGAAGAGGAGAGACCGUUGCCAGAAAAUGAGUUUCAACGACAGGUCUGGUUGCUGUUCGAAUACCCCGAGAGUUCGGGACCCGCCAGAGGGAUUGCUAUUGUCUCUGUUCUGGUGAUUUUAAUUUCUAUUGUCAUCUUCUGUUUGGAGACGCUGCCUGAGUUUAGGGAUGAAAAGGAGAAACAUUGGGACAAUGAGCUGGCGUUGAAUGGAACUAACAGCUCUAGAAAGCCCAAUCCAUUCACAGAUCCUUUCUUCAUAGUGGAAACUUUGUGUAUCAUCUGGUUCUCCUUCGAGUUGUUUGUCAGGUUCCUAGCCUGCCCCUCCAAGCCUGCUUUUUUCAAAAACAUGAUGAACACCAUCGACAUUGUGGCCAUCAUGCCCUAUUUCAUCACCCUGGGCUUGGAGCUGGCGGAGCACCAAGGAAACGGACAGCAAGCCAUGUCUCUGGCCAUCCUCAGGGUCAUCCGGCUGGUCAGGGUGUUUAGGAUCUUCAAGCUGUCCAGACACUCCAAGGGGCUUCAGAUAUUAGGACAAACCCUCAAAGCCAGUAUGAGAGAGUUGGGGCUGCUCAUUUUCUUCCUCUUCAUCGGAGUCAUCCUCUUCUCCAGCGCUGUCUAUUUCGCCGAAACCGACGAUCCAGACUCCAGUUUCAGCUCGAUCCCCGACGCGUUCUGGUGGGCUGUGGUCUCCAUGACUACCGUUGGCUACGGGGACAUGUGCCCGGUGACCAUCGGCGGAAAGAUCGUGGGCUCUCUGUGCGCCAUCGCCGGUGUGCUCACCAUCGCGUUACCGGUCCCGGUCAUCGUGUCCAACUUCAACUACUUCUAUCACCGGGAGACCGAGCACGAGGAGCAGUUUCAAUACACCCACGUGACGUGUGGCCAGCAGCAGCAACCGUCUUUUGGUGAAUUAAAGAACAGUGACAGCCAACCAUCAUCGCUUUCCAAAUCGGACUUAAUAGCCACGGAGGACGCUGAUUCUAUCAAAUAUACCAAUUGCAGCCCACACAAAGCGCACUGCAGCCCACACAAAGCGUACACGGGGAAACUCACUAAUGUAUGAUAAAGAGCAAACAGAAAAUACCCAGCAAUGGAAAAAACAGGCAUAGCCUUGAAGAUAUUCAGAGAAACCAUGCGUUUCUUUCUGUGAGUAGCAUACAUCUCCAAUUCUGCGCUCUGGCUAGAGUAAGGUUUGGCUCUCUCUUAUUUCCGGCGUCUCUUAAAUGCUGAAGGAAUUCUUUUUAAUAGAUUAUCAGUGGAUGAAUUAAAACGUGACUCGUGAUCUCACCUGAAAACAGUCUUCCGUUAUGCGCACAGCUCUUCUUCGCUUGUUGGUUGUAAACAUCAUUAUGAGGCUAUAUUUAGCCUCAUAAACAAAUAAACAACAACCAUGAUCACCCCCCCCCCUCCCUCUCUCUAUUGUAGAGCUUUACUCAUGAUCUCUAAUUAACGUCUCAUUUAUUCAGCCUAAUUUCGUGUCUGUAUUUUUUUUCUUCCGUUUUCUAAAAGUUUACAUAUUGAUCUGCCUGUUUGGUGUUGAUAUAUCAUAUAAUAGGACCAGUUUGUCUAAAAUUACUUGAAUGAAUCUUAUACCUACAGGGCAUUGUAAUGACUUAAAAACCCCAAGGUCACCCAGUGACUCUACCCACAAACCCCCAAGGUCACCCAGUGACUCUACCCACAAACCCCCUAGUUAUGUACACCAUAUCCAAGUAGUGCGUUUUUCCAUUAGACCGUUAUUGAGAGCGUGUUACUGGGCAGCGCUGCCUGGCAGCAGACCCUCUAUCCUCUCUGUCAACUGUGAUGAGGAAUGGGCAUAACAGAGGUCUAUCCAUCCACGCAGAGAUGCCGUUGUCUUUGAUAGCGGAACCACAGUAGUCUGAAUGGUGUGUGUCCGGUCUGGGAGCUGCACAUCCAUUCACACCUUGACAAGCCAUUGAGGAUACUAGACAUUACGCACAGCCCAAUUGCCCUCUAAAACGACCACAGGCACUAUUCAAAUGAUGUAUAUGUACGGAUCAAUAACGAACAGCAUCGAAUCUGAAUCGAAUGAAUCAAUAUGAUGCUAUUGACAUUGUUUACAACAUUUCGUUUUUUUUUUAUUAUUUUUUUAUUAUACAAUCUCACCAAAACUAUAUAAGUAGGUUCAUUUAGCGAAUAGUGCACUAGAAGAAAAGAAAAACAUUCAAUAAUAUCAAGUCUCUCAGAUGAUUCUUCUUCUUGAGAUAUUACAGAUGCAUGAAUGAAUGCGUUUAACAACUUGACAAGGGGAGGGGGGUGGGGGGGAUGAGAAGCGCACCUUGUUGUGUUCAGACAGGCGGGCAGAUGGACCCAGAGCGCCGCUUUGUGGAGAGUUUGGGAACUGCAGACGUGGUGUGGAAGCCGGUUAGUUUCUAUAGCAACCUUCCAGACUGUUCUGACAGGGGAAAGAUGUUAUUGUCUGACGUCAAACAGAACAGAGGAAUGGAAGGAUUUGACUGACGACCUGAUUGAAGGUGUUUUCAUUGUACCUACUCUUGUUGAAUGUUGCUACACAGCGCCCGACUUGAGUUACGUAGAAAUAUGAUUCAAUAAUAACCAAGAUGAUUUUGGCAGCUAUGUCCAUGUCCUGGGAUGAAUGGUUAUAUGUGGUGUAGUGUAGACAGGCAGAGACAGACCGAGACAGACAGAGACCUAUGCUGCAGGCAGAAAUGUAUCAGAAUCAAUAGAAACCCAUAUUGUCAUCGGUAAAAACCCUCCCCUGACUCCGAGGCCACAGCUUUACUGGCCACUUAAAUCCACAGCGUCAUUAUAUCAAGUCACCUUGCGUUCCAGGCCGACGACAUUGUCUUCUGAUGUCGUAUGACAUCACCAUAUCACUUCGCUACAGUGGAUUACUACCAGACCACACUGCCCCCCUCCAACCCCCUCCAACCCCCACCAUGCCGUGGUGCAUCUCAGCUAAAAGAGGUGGAACCAAAGAACCUUUGGAAUAGAUUCUGACAGACGUCACUGUGUCAUGAGCGUACGGAUGACUGACUCAGAGCCCCCCAUUGGGUGGAUUUACCAGGGGAGAGGGCGGGGACCUGCUGCAGAUGACAGAUGCAGAAGCCAAUCAGGUUGGAAUCAAUAGCAAAGAAACGACAUAGACCAACAGACCCUCGGACGAUGCAACAGGACGGCCAACUGCUCAGACGCCCGGGCUACAACGUCUCCUGCAGUUAUGACGUAGGAAGAUGACCACUGCAGGAGAGACAGUCACGUGGAGGUUGGUGGAAGAUGAGCCGUCCUCCUGCUGUAUGACAGCUUCCUACAACACCCCGCGGUUUCCCACGACCCCUGAAGACCUCCUCCACAAGCCACGGGAGGAAAACACCGUCGCUGUCUUUUACCUCUGAGACGAGGAACGGAUGAAAUACACCAUGGAUACGAUGAGGAAACCCUGACUCACUGGAGGACAGGGCUCUGACAUGCCUUUCCAUUAGGGACAACAUCACCUGACAGGAUAUAGAAUACACCUGGACAACAUCACUGACAGGAUAUAGAAUACACCUGGACAACAUCACUGACAGGAUAUAGAAUACACCUGGACAACAUCACUGACAGGAUAUAGAAUACACCUGGACAACAUCACUGACAGGAUAUAGAAUACACCACCUGGACAACAUCACUGACAGGAUAUAGAAUACACCUGGACAACAUCACUGACAGGAUAUAGAAUAGACCACCUGGACAACAUCACUGACAGGAUAUAGAAUAGACCACCUGGACAACAUCACUGACAGGAUAUAGAAUACACCUGGACAACAUCACUGACAGGAUAUAGAAUACACCACCUGGACAACAUCACUGACAGGAUAUAGAAUACACCACCUGGACAACAUCACUGACAGGAUAUAGAAUAGACCACCUGGACAACAUCACUGACAGGAUAUAGAAUACACCUGGACAACAUCACUGACAGGAUAUAGAAUACACCUGGACAACAUCACUGACAGGUCUAGAACACACCACAUGGACAAUGUGUCUGACACCGAUUUAACUGUGUGGACAACAUUACUGACAUAGAUUCAAACCAGGUGGACAUCAAUCUGUCUGAUAUGGACAGGAGACAUCCUCACUGAUCUGAUGACCUGCAGAGAGGAGAGGAGACAAACAGACAGAGAUUUAAACCAGGUGGACAACAAUCUGUCUGAUAUGGACAGGAGCAGCAGCACUGCUCUGAUGACCUGCAGAGAGGAGAGGAGACAAACAGACAGAGGUACAGAAGACGUUACUUGAAUCACCUUCCACAACACAUGAAUAAUGACAUUUGUAAACCCAGUGAUCGUGGUGUCCUUUGUUAAAUGUAUGUCAACAUGACCCCCAGGACAACACACUCCUUCUAAGGCUGAGAAACAGGUGUGGGAAAAUGUAUGUCAACAUGACCCCCGGGACAACACACUCCUUCUAAGGCUGAGAAACAGGUGUGGGAUAAUGUAUGUCAACAUGACCCCCGGGACAACACACUCCUUCUAAGGCUGAGAAACAGGUGUGGGAAAAUGUAUGUCAACAUGACCCCCGGGACAACACACUCCUUCUAAGUCUGAGAAACAGGUGUGGGAAAAUGUAUGACAGAUAAUGAUGACUAUACGAGGGGGGGGGGGGGGGGGGGGUUCUAUCUGUUUGUAGACAUUGAAUAAUGUAAUGUAUAGAUAUGACAUCAAUAAGACGAGGUUCUGUAUGUAAACAUCGAAUCAUAUCAUGUUCUAUACUAAAACAUAUUCUUGACAACAUGUACAGCGUGUAAACCAGAAAUAAAGACAGACCGUAGUUUUAAUUCUGUGUCAACAAACUGUUCUAAAAAUAGCUAUCUGUUCUUCUCGGCUCUGUUGAGACUCGUGGAGUUAUUGGAUUGUUAAAUCUCUAUUUUUGUAAGGCAUGAUAUAUAUAUGUAUUUAUGAAAAGGGUUUAAACUGGAGAUUUUAUUUAAUAGAUUUAUAACAUUCAAUUAUGUUUUUUUGUAAACAUUUUUUUUAUGUUGAUAAAAAUGUUUUGCCUUGAUGAGAACAUGGCAGGCAGGUAGAGGGUGACGAAAACAAAAUGGCUUCCUUUCAAAACAACCAUGUUCCGUGUUCACGUGUUAAUCGGAACUUGGAAUUUUCCGACCUGCUGACCGGUUGUGGUUAUUAAACACGCGUUCAACCAGUUAGAAAGUCUGAAUUUCCUAGUUUCUGACUAGCAAGUGAACACGACAUUAAACAUCCCAUUUUCCGGCGCAGGUAUAUGACGUCAUCAGUAUGAAUCUGCUGCAGGUGUUUUGACGAAUGUUCAUAUGUUUAUUUUUAAUUUUUUUUAUCAUUUAAAUGAUUGAUUGAUUGAUUGUUUUUGAUCAGAAUGCUGUAUCACUGUUAAUUGAUCACUGUUAAUUGAUUGAAGGCAUCUACCUCAGUGUCCGCGUCACGUUUAGUUUUAAACAGCAGC